Tetrahymena thermophila SB210 is the source of this 1251-nucleotide messenger RNA. RefSeq names its product von willebrand factor type A domain protein. NCBI's taxonomy places the organism in Eukaryota, Ciliophora, Oligohymenophorea, Hymenostomatida, Tetrahymenidae. The record is from RefSeq and is a predicted model, not a curated record. The transcript has a single exon.
UCUACUUAAAUUAAUUAAGUUGAUUUGGACUUUAAAGAAAGUUUUUUAGACCAAAUGACAAAUAUUAUUAUUUAUAAUAAAAAUAUUAAAGAAGAAAAUAAAAAAAAAUAAAAAAUGAAUAAAAUACUACUCACCCUUUUGGGAGUUGCUGCUAUAUUUUCUAUUGGAUUAACCAUUGGAUUGAGCUUUGCUAACUCAGACAAUAAUCUUGAAAUUACUGGCGCUCCUAGUCCAUAUAUAACAUUUGUUGAUAAUGAUUCUUUUGAUACCUGUUUAUAAUAACUUGUUGGUUAACCUGUCUAAAAACAAUUAGAUUCUAUUCGCGAAUUUUUGUUUUAGCAACGCAAAUUUAUAAGAGGUGUUUAGAUCUUAUAAAUAUUAUCUCUAUUUAAAAGAGAUGGCUAUGCUCUUAACAUUUCACCUAGAGAUGAAGUUAUUGUCAUCAUGAAGGCUUAUAUUGCCCCUCUUACAACAGAAGAAGCUAUCUAAAUAAUAUAAUCCAUUGGAAGCAGUAAUGGUAUUGGUUCAAGUAUAAUCAUCUCUCAAAUUUAUGAUUUAGAAAAUCAAUAAAAUUAAGCUAAUCUUAAAAAUACUAUUGCUUCCUACUAGAAUGUAGUCUAUAAUCAUAUUGCUGUCCCAUAGUAAUCAAAGAAUUUCUAGUAAAACUUCUUAAUCACUUCUGAGGGAGGUCAUGUAGGUUUUAUUGUUGACCAAUCUAAAUCUAUGGCUCAAGUUGCUUACACUGCUUAGGAUGGAACUAAGGUAACUAGAUAUGAUUUACUAAAGAAUUUCUUUAUCAACAAAUCAGAUAUCCUUCAAAGCUACACUACUUUUUCUUUCUUAUUCAUGGGAAGUUAAAAUUAAAAUUAUAAAUGCAUAGCUUGUGCUGUCGGAAGUUAUGAAUAUAAUAAGUCAUUCAAUUCAUACGUUUAUAAUAUCUUAUACAACUAAGGAGAUUCUAACCUUUACUCUACAUUGGAAUAACUUCUCUCUGAUCCUUACAGUACUUUAUCUGAAGUAUUUAUUUUUUCAGAUGGUAUAAUAACUGAAGGUACCAGUUCCGUAAACGACUUCACCAAACUAAUUUCUAAAACCAAUGUCCCUAGAAGAAACAAAAUCCGUAUUAAUACUGUUUCUUUCUUAAUUGGAGGUGAGGAAGAUGACACUGUUAAGUAAGAGGCUACUAAACUUUUACAAACACUUGCUGAUGUUACUGGUGGUACUUUCAUUCAAAUUUCUCUUUAAUAAUGA